This is a messenger RNA of Glycine soja, 1679 nucleotides long. RefSeq names its product extensin-like. The transcript is spliced from 3 exons. Bases 387 to 1466 code for a protein of 359 amino acids. The record is from RefSeq and is a predicted model, not a curated record. Lineage: Eukaryota; Viridiplantae; Streptophyta; Magnoliopsida; Fabales; Fabaceae.
ACCAUGAAAUGAACUUAUAAAAACUCCCAGAAAAAGGACAUUCUUGAGCCGGUGAACCAAUUCUGAUAAAAUACUCACAUUUGUGGACACUUUUUUCUGCACUUUUGGCAUUCCUUCAUGCUCACAUCUUCAACCAAAGAUGACUGUGCAUCAAAGUUGUGUCCACCCAAAGAAUCAAUCUUUAUCCCAAACAGAACCCCCCUUGUCUACUCUUCCUUUACUCUGGGCAAUAAUUCCAAGUACUGCAUUUAUAUAAAAACCUCACGUUGUUCUACCUUUGAGUCUUUCAAUGCACUGGCAUUGGAGUGCAACAGCGGGGCUAUAAUCAGAAGCCUCUUUUUCUUUAUAUCUUGUGGCAUUGCAGUUACCAUAACUGCAAGAGGGUCAUGGUCAUGGAAACAAGUAGAGUGAAAAAGAAUGUCGGGAUACUUCUCCUCUACCUCACUUUGGCUGCUAUUUCUCUCACUCAUUGUGAUGCAGAUAAAUCAAUGAGACUAUUGAGAGGCCCUAAACAUAGAAGAAAUACAACCAACAAGAACCCAAAGAAGUUGAAAACGGUUAAGCAUUUUGAUGAGAACCCAACCAUAUUAUCAUCAAAUGUACAACCCUAUAGUCUCAGCUCCCCAUUUUCUUUGCCCCCUUAUGAAUCACUUGCUCCAAUCCCAUUGCCAGAAAACAGCCCUCCAUUUUGUGUGUUUCCACCACCAGGUACUCCUUCCACCACCAUUCCCACACCUACAGGCUUUCAACCAACCACACCAUCACCUCCAUACUAUGACACCUCACCAGUCUUUCCAGGCCCUCCAAGCCCACCAGUGUCCUUUCCCACACCAACCCCAGAAACUGUUCCAGGCCCACCCAGCAUCACGCCGGGCUCGCCCGAACCCGUGCUCAACCCUCCCAUCAUUAUUCCAAGCCCACCUGACUCCUCCAUGGGCCCACCCAGGAUCACACCAGGAUCGCCGGAGCCCAUACUCAAUCCUCCCAUCAUUAUUCCAAGCCCACCUGACUCCUCAAUGGGCCCACCCUACUUUGAGCCCACCCCACCACUCAUAAUCCCUUCCCCCACAGGUGGCAUCACCCCAGGCCCACCAUCCCCCACUGAAGGCACUGUGCCAAGCCCAAGCGUGUUUCAGCCACCUGUGGUGUACCCUCCACCAAGUGUGCCACCACCACCCAACUAUGCCCCUAGGACCACCUUGUGGUGUGUGGCUAAGCCCUCAGUCCCAGACCCAAUCAUCCAAGAGGCCAUGAACUAUGCUUGUUGGUCAGGAGCGGAUUGCACCUCAAUUCAGCCCAAUGGGCCAUGCUAUGAGCCCAACACUGUGUAUGCACAUGCAUCAUACGCUUUCAAUAGCUAUUGGCAAAGGACUAAAGGGGCUGGUGGCAAUUGUGAAUUUGGAGGCACAGCCAUGCUGGUUGCAGUUGAUCCUAGCUUUGAUGGGUGCUACUUCAUCUACAACUGAUCAUUGGUUUUUUUUUUGUUUAUUGUUUUUACCUUUAGAAGAACAAAGCAACUUUUGGAUCCCACCAAUGUUUGAAGAGUGAAGACACUCUUUCUUUCAUAAUCUCCCCCUUUUUUUUCUUGUGCAAAUAAGUUACGUAUGUAUGCCACAGUGAAUUACACACAAAGAUUUUGUAUUUUGUAAGUAACAAAUGUAUAUCACCAUUGACUUGUA